Molecule: messenger RNA, 4475 nt
Organism: Lethenteron reissneri (Far Eastern brook lamprey)
Lineage: Eukaryota; Metazoa; Chordata; Hyperoartia; Petromyzontiformes; Petromyzontidae
Gene: PLA2G4A
Product: phospholipase A2 group IVA
Biological process (GO): glycerophospholipid catabolic process
Cellular component (GO): endoplasmic reticulum; Golgi apparatus; cytosol
Molecular function (GO): calcium ion binding; calcium-dependent phospholipid binding
Source: RefSeq, a predicted model, not a curated record
UUGAGGAAGCGCGGAACAGGAAGCGGCGCGCGGCGCGGGGGAGACGACGCGCGUGGAGCGCUGUGGCCGGACCCCGCCGGACCCCCAAUCCAAGACCCCCGCAACCAAGACUCGCGGACCCCCCAGCCUCCGUACCCCCUUCGGCCGGGCCCCCUCGGCCCCACAACUUCGGUGACAAAAACUUCGCCAAACCCCGAGCGGCGCAGCCCGGCAGCUACAACUCAGCGGACCCCGGAUCGAGGGGACCCCCGACUUCCAAGGGCCCCUGUGGUCAUAGAUCCCCGUCGUACCCCGAGACUGGGACCCCUGCAAAGUCGACUCCCCUCGGACCCGAAUCUCUUGCCCCGGAUCGAGGGGACCCGACUCCUGGACGUCGGAACCCCGAAUCCGGAGCUAACCCCUCGGAGCAGCAGACGCAGUCGGACCCCGGAUCGAGGACCCCGGACCGGACGCAGGACAGGGCGGCAGAAAGGGGCAGCAGUGGGGGGCACCUUGUGGGCACCAUGCCGCGUUUACAAGGGGUCGGGGCCGACUCCUACCAGUUCAGUGUGGUGCCUCACCAGGUGUGCCACAAGCUGGUGGUGAAAGUGCUGAGGGCCGAAAAUGUGACCAAAGGGCGCCUGGGUGACAUGAUGGACACGCCGGACCCGUACGUGGUGCUGGACAUCCGGUUGGCCGCCGACAGCUACAAGCGAACACGUCACCUCGACAAUGACGUCAACCCCACGUGGAACGAGAGCUUCGACUUCCUCAUCGACCUCAACAUGGAAAACAUCCUGGAGGUGACGCUCAUGGACGCCAACUACACGGUGGAUGAGAAGCUCGGCUCGCAGAAGUGUAACCUGCGGGGGUAUCUCCACGAGGGGCAGAGCUACCCGCUCACCCUCACCUUCAACAAGGUCACCAAAGUUUACCUGGAGCUGCACCUGGAAGUGUGCACCUCGUCAGAUCUGCGAUUCAGCAUCCACUUGUGCCAGGAGGAGAGCGAGUUCCGGGCGAGGAGGAAGGAGAAGGUGUUUGAGAGCAUCAAGAAGCUGCUGGGCCCGGAGCGGGCACCCCGGUCCCACCGAGAGGUCCCCACGGUGGCUGUGCUGGGCUCGGGCGGGGGGUUCCGCGCCAUGACAGCCAUGGCCGGGGUCUUCAAGGCGCUGCAGGAGUCGGGGGUCCUCGACUGCACCACCUACGUGGCAGGGCUCUCCGGCUCCUCCUGGUACCUGUCCACGCUGUUCUCGCACCCGGAGUGGCCGCGCAAGCCAGUGUGGGAGGUCAACCAGGAGGUGAAGGUGUCCGCGAGCCACUCGCGCUUCUACCUGCUGCGCCCACAGAGCCUGCGCCGCUACGUGGAGGCGCUCUGGAAGAAGAAGCGCUUGGGCCAGCCCGUCACCUUCACCGACGUGUUCGGCCUGCUCAUCGGGGAGACGCUCAUCCCCAACAGGAUGCAGGGGAAGCUGUCGGACAUGAAGCGCGCGGUGCAGGGGGCGGACACCCCGCUGCCCCUCAUCACCUGCCUGCACGUCAAGCCGGACGUGUCGGAGAUCAUCUACGCCGACUGGGUGGAGUUCAGCCCUUUUGAGAUAGGGAUGGCCAAGUACGGCACGUUCAUGCGCCCCGAGCUCUUCGGCAGCAAAUUCUUCAAGGGCAUUGCGGUGCGCAAGUACGAGGAAUACCCCCUGCACUUCCUCAUGGGAGUGUGGGGCAGCGCCUUCUCCAUCCUCUUCAACCGCGUCUUUCAGCUCGGAGACAAAGGCGAGUGCAAGACCACGAUGGAGGAGGAGAUAGCGAGCCUCACCGUGGAGACCAUCACGAGCAAGCAAAGCGCUUCCGACAGCGACGACGAAGAUUCCACCGACGGGAUGAGUGGCGGCGGCGCCAAUGCCGACGAGGUCUCGGAGCAGGCCAAGGCCGGUGGCACCGCUGCAGCGGCCGCAGGUGGCGGUGGCGGGAGCUGGGUGGAGCGCAUGCUGACCACGCUGGUGGGCGACACGACGCUCUUCACGACGCGCGAGGGGCGCGCCGGCAAAGUUUUCAACUUCAUGCGCGGACUCGACCUCACGAACGUCCCCCGCGCCCCCUUCACCCCCGCCUCUGCCGGGGGCAGCCAGCGCGACUACACCGACAACGACGUCGCCGUGGCCGACCCCGAGGAGUUUGGGAUGAUCUACGAGCCGCUGGACGUGUGCAGCAAGAAGAUCCACGUGGUGGACAGCGGCCUGACCUUUAACCUGCCCUUCCCGCUCGUGCUGCGCCCUCAGCGCGGCAUCGACCUCAUCCUCUCCUUCGACUUCUCGGCGAGGCCCAGCGACUGCAGCCGCCCAUUCAAGGAGCUGCUGCUGGCGGAGAAGUGGGCGAGGAUGCACAAACUGCCGUUCCCGCGCAUCGACGAGAACGUGUUUGACCGCGAGGGCCUCAAGGAGUGCUACAUCUUCAAGCCGCAGGACGCUCGCGAGGAGCGGCGUUGCCCCACCGUCGUGCACUUCGUGCUCGCCAACAUCGACUUCCGCAAGUUCAAGGCACCAGGAGUGCCGCGGACCACCAAGGAGGAGAUGGAUUACGGAGACUUUGACAUCUUCGAUGACCCGUGCUCCCCGUACUCCACAUUCAACUUCCACUACGCGCCCGAGGCCUUCCAGAGGCUACACGACCUCAUGGAGUUCAACACCCUCAACAACAUCCAGGCCAUCAAAGACGCCAUCGAGCUGAGCAUCGACUACCGGCGGCGCAACCCGACGCGCCAGUCGGUGACGCUGGCGGAGCCCGGCCGGGUGCUGCUGCGGCCCAUGGACGGCUCGCGCAAGCGGCCGGCGGCCGAGCCCCUCCACAACCUCCUCACCUGACGGCACCGGCGGGGAAACGGGGUCGCGGCGCCGGCCGCGCGGGAACGAACCGACCGGAGCGGGCGGCCGGACAGGCGUGUGGAUGAAUGGACUACCGGGUAGACGGGGGGGGGAGGGGGGGGUGGAAUGGCGUACCAAGAUGGGCGGGCUGACGCACACACGGACGGACGCACCAUUCUCUGUAUUAUCCGUGGGCACAUUAUCGAAGUUGUGACAAAACUAAACGUCUCGGCGCACGUGCCGGUCCUAUUCUUGAGACGCUCUUCCCUCUCGCAACCGUUACUCAGUGCCCACCGUGACCACAAACAUGUCGGAAGUUCGACCCCCUGACAAGCAAUACAAACGUGACACGUAGCGAGGUUUUUUUCCCGGGAGAGCCCUCCCCUCCGUGAGGAAUGAAGAGUAGCGCGGUGCCUCAGGUGUAGCGCAGGGCUGUGAGGAACGCGGGGCGCUACGCUCCACACGCGGCUUCGGUCGGCCAGCGGGGGAACGCGACGCUGCCUCCCAGUGCGGUCCCAACCGAGGGCUACUUUGACGGUGGUCACACCGCCCGGCACACAAUGGCCAAGUCGGUAAAUGCUCGUGCGCAUUAAAUAUUUUUGGUCGUGUGAGGUGGUGGAGGGUCCUAACGACACAGAUGGUUACAUGGCCCAUCCCAAAAAUACAUCCUGAACCGAAGGACAUUUAAGGGAUGGGUAGGCCGGCGACAAAAGGGAUACGUAGGCAGACGGGGCCCGCGCGAGGGAAAGGUCGUCUUACAGAAUAGACUCGGCGCUGUAAUCAAUUUCUACGCUCAUCGACUGUUGCGCGACUAUGCGCAUAUAUUGUACGCGAUUGGUUAAUGUGAUCCCGGGAUGGAUAAACCUACAGGGCUGCAGAUGACACUGUAUUUACUUGUGACACGACUAUCCUGGAUUCCACCCAAGUAGCCAGCAAAAACAUCCUGGCUGAUAUCACCGCCAUCAUCACAACCCCCCCCCCCCCGUACCUCCAAGCCCUUCCGUAGAAGCAAAGGUCGUGUUUGUUAUUUGGGGAGAUUCCCAACGUCCCCGGCAUACCGCAUCUUGUAUUCCUCCUCUCGCUCUGGCUGUGGCUACCGGACACAUUCCACCGCUUCCAGUGUUACCUGCCCCGCGGAAAACAUGUUCGUAAACCUGCACACCACAUCCAGUAGAACUCCCCUUGGCUCUGCCUUCAACAACGUGCAGCCACGUGCCACGCACUCCCGACUUAGCAGCAGCAGCGUGCUCCGCAGUUGUGACGCUCAUGAGCCCGAGAGCGACACGGGGACCAACUGCGCCCUGCUGCCCCCUUCCCCCGUGGCCCUGCCCUGUUGCCCUGCCCCGUGGCCCUGCCCCGUGGCGCUGGAUGUGCAACGUGCGUCACGUCGCGGGAUAUUCAUUGCGGGAUUUCCCACCGGGUUUCCCAAAUCCACUGCAGUGAGUCUGUGCGCUUGAGUCGCCGUGGAAUUAUUGUUAGCUUAUUAUAAUACAAAUAAUGGGUCAUAAAAACAAGCGCGGUCUUUAAAUACACACGCAAGGCAUAUGUGUCACCUCCCUGUGCUCCCUAGUACUAAUGCCUUAGAGAGCGGAUACGUUCAGCCUUUUCAUUUCCGUUUCUUCAACUUUGCCAAUAAAGUAA